AGCCACUCCUAGCCACUCUUCGUUCCCGCAAUCCGCGUCAUGUCGACCCCAAGCUAUGAUUUGGAUGUCUAUAAGAUACCGAGGAACCUGGUCGACGUCGAAGCUCUUGCUCAGCAAGCAUCUCGAUACCUCAAGAUUGCCGCGGAGGAUGCUGAAUUCCUCAGUUACCAUGCAACCCGCCGGGACGAGAUUGUAGCUGAACUCUACAGGCAACCUGGGAUCAAGCCGAAUACCAGUCCAGAUCAAUUUGUUCCGCAGGGCGCUGAUCCUGACGUGCAUCUUAUCCCUGCCGAUGCCGUGAUCGAGGAACUCACGCCGCCGAAGACACUCGAAGACCGUGUCAAACGUUUGCACUUUGCCGCCGCUGCGAUGUCGGUCUUCAGUCGAUUCAAGAUCACAUACGGGCUGCUAGAUCAUCCCGACCUUGAGAUGCAAUAUCAGCGACGGAGGACGCAGAUCAUGAGUGAAUAUUACAAGACGGAAUUUGCUCUUCUGUUCCCUGAAAGCAUGAAACGUGUUGCCGCCAAGCGCAUGCCGGUGACUCCACCGACGCGCGGGCACCUUCCCUCUCCCCCUCCCUCUCGCCCCUCUACGAUUUCCAGGCGUGUCUCUAGAGAGGACGUAGACCGAUUUCUCAACAAUCCUAAUACGCUCGUGGGGAAACGAUUCGUGCACUCCACUCAGGGCGAAGGCCAAGAUCAAAGUGAUAGUGAUUAUGGCACAUGGCACGUCACUUCGUACACCGUUCGCGUAGCUGACGGCGGCGUCGAGCACGAGUAUCAGGUCGUGCUCGAGGCGUUGGGCGGAGGUGCACUGCCCAUGGACGGAGAUGAGGUUCGAUAUCUCCUGCAGGACUCCACCUUCGCCGUUUAACUCGAUUCGCUUUGUAUGCCGUUGUCUCGAACUUGUCGGUUGUGUCAUACUAUCCGUCCAUGUAUAUAAGUGCGAAGCGCAAUGUUUUUGGUCUUGAGGUCGUCAU
Messenger RNA from Dichomitus squalens LYAD-421 SS1, 979 nucleotides. RefSeq lists its product as uncharacterized. The record is from RefSeq and is a predicted model, not a curated record. The transcript is spliced from 3 exons. Bases 40 to 873 code for a protein of 277 amino acids. NCBI's taxonomy places the organism in Eukaryota, Fungi, Basidiomycota, Agaricomycetes, Polyporales, Polyporaceae.